Molecule: messenger RNA, 852 nt
Organism: Auanema sp. JU1783
Lineage: Eukaryota; Metazoa; Nematoda; Chromadorea; Rhabditida; Rhabditidae
Source: the annotation of a GenBank genome assembly
AUGUCUGAGAACCAAGUGCUUGAUAACAAGUGUGUAACUGUUACGUUUCCAAUUGACGAAGGAGAACCUUUAGGAGCCACACCUAACGAAAAGCUUGUAAUAACUCGUGUUCAGAAGGAUAGUAUUGCCUAUGAUAAACUCAAGAUCGGUGAUCAAAUCCAAGAGCUGAACGGAAAGAAAGUAACAGAUUGCAAUCACUUUUUCAAACUCUUACGUACUGCUCCUCCAGAGGCCACAAUUACACUUAUAAGAGAUGAAAAAAAAGCUGCGGAACUUCAAUCUCGCAUGCAUAUUCCGGAAGAAAGAGCCAAAACGUUAAUUAGACGAGACGGCUUCUCUUACUUGAUAGCUAAAAUAAAUUGGACUCAAGGCGGACCCAAGUUCGGUUUAGGAAUCAAACACUACCAAAAUCGUGUAUUGGUAUCUCGAUGCGAUCCAGGAUCAGUAGUAUCUGAAAGUUUGAUGGUCGGCGACCACAUUCUGGACGUGGACUCUUUCCGUGUGACGGAUAAAGAUGUUGCACGCGAUUUACUCAUUAAGUCAUUAACGAGAACUGGCAGUGUUACUUGUGUAAUCGAAAGACCAGAAACUACUGAAGCUAAAGCUUGGACCCAACAGGCUUUAUCGGCUCAAACGAAUCAGCCUCCAUCAAUUACAUUGAGCAGCGAUGUUAGAAACAUUGCCCAAAGAGAGCGCACUCGUUUAGCUGAGAACAAGCAGCCAGCUCGUUCGAUUCUCGUGGGAAAAGAUGGUUUUCCUGCUUCUGCUCGCGUUCAGAUUAUGGAAGCUCCUUGUGAGCUCAUCAUCGCAUCUGAUAAUGAUGGUCGAUGCCUUCGAGCUGUCAAGAAAUAA